ACACGCACAACCGAUCCGCCGGAUUGCCAACAAAAAACAACUACAAAACGUUAUUUAACCAUAAAACCUAGUGCUAAACGUUUGUACAGAGAUAAAGGAAGAUUUUAGUGUUCAUUGUGACGGGCUACCGCGAGCAGGGAGGCGUGAAACGGUACCAUUAACGUGAAGUUGAGUCAGUAAUCACAAAGCGCGAGUAAUGUGAACAGAACGAGCUGUGGUGCUUGUUAACAUAAACUGUUAAACUGUCCCGGAUGAGAGCACCGAUGAACCCGGCCUGCAUCGAGCUAUGACCGCAUCGGAACGAGGACAGCACGUCGUCUACAGAAUAUGAGAACGCGCGGUGCAAUGGCGGUGCGGUGAUGGCGGAUGGCGGCGCGGAGGCGGGCGCGGGCGAGUGCGCGGCGCGCGGUGCGGCCCUCGAGCGCGCUUACGUGCACGAUGUGUACGAGCAGGCGGGCGAGGACGACGCACCGUGCGCGCCCGCGCCCGCCGUGCGCUCCUUCCUCAGCGACCUCGAGCCUGGCAGCCUCGUGUGCGACGUCGGAUGCGGAAAUGGGAAAUACCUGAGCGUGAAUCCGUCUGUUUUCGCGGUAGGCGGAGACCGUUGCACGAGACUUGCGGCGCAGGCGCAGCAGAACAACAAUGAGGUGGUGGUGUGCGACAACCUUAGUUUACCAUUCCGCGAUGAAUCCUUCGAUGCGGUGCUCUCGAUCGCCGUUGUCCACCACUUCGCCACCGUGGAGCGACGAGCGAUGGCUCUACGGGAACUGGCCAGGAUAACCCGGAUCGGUGGCCGAUUACUGUUGACAGUUUGGGCUAUGGAGCACGAGGGAAGAAACUUCCAUUCACAGGACGUGUUAAUACCCUGGCAUCGCCCGGCAACAUUAUGUCCCCCUCCGCCAGCACCACGGUUCUUAUCUGUUGAAUAUGACCACUGUGCUGAACCAUGGAAAAAUCAUGAUGGUUCCCCUGGGUCAUCAUCAUUGUCAUCGCCCAACGAAACGUGUUACUCAUUUGUAAGACGUGCUCUACAGCGAUUGGCAGGACGCCGCUCUUUCCUACCCUCUUGGGGAAUAAGCACCAGGGUAAUACAAAGGCCUUGUCAACGUCCUGAACCUGCAGCAGCAGAUCUACCCAUAGAACUGAGGCGCUUAGACGAAGUAUUACCACCUCGAUUAGUUUCACAACCCUCUGAGACUUCAACAAUGAAAUCACGGAGCCUCACCGAUAUCACUGAUAUAGAACGCCGUGCAUUGGUCAGAUCAAGAUCUAGCCUACCAAGUUUGGGUGGUGAAGAAAACGAACCAGCUGUAAUAGAGCAGCCUGUCCAGCCAGUCAUAGAACCACGGAAGAAACCAAGGCUGGUCAAGCAAAAGAAGUCAAUAAACGAGGACGAUGCUGACGAAGACCUCGAUAAACAUACAGAUAUGAAGAGUAUGGUUGAGGAAAUGCCAAAUUUUAAAAUUCACACGCAAAAGCUGCAUUCAAGAAAGCCUGGUGUAUUUAAACAAACAUCCCUUAACGAAGAAUUAAUGUCAGUUGAAAGGUUAAGAGAAAAAGAGCGUCUCCGUAAAAAUAUACAAAAACAAGCAUCGCUUAACGAAGAGUAUUUGUACCGACGACCCGGAGCACUUGAUUCAAUACGUGAUUCAAUAUUCUCCACAUCAGCAACGACCGCAAAAAAAUUCCAAUCCCUUAAAAAUGGCCUUACAAAUAAGUUCAAAACUUCAACAACGAAUAUAGAUAAAGUGACAGUGUUCGUGAGAAUGCUCCAAGGCUGGAAAAAUCACGGACCUGUGCCAGAAGUUCCUACACCAAGUGAUAGUAAUACAAACAGUGACAAAAGUUAUCCUGAAAGACGACAUUCUAGAGAGGAUGGCUCAGAUUCUUCUAAGGAUAGUAGUCUUCAAAGUGAUACAAGUGUAGAUUCAGAAGAUAGUUUUGCGUCUGUAAUUUAUGUUCCCAAAGCAGACGGUUCAAGUGAUCCGUUAUCUCCAACACCUUUAUCGCCAGGGCCUACUUCACCCCGACUCAAAGUGUCUUCGGUUCCAACUUCACCAAGAAUGAAGAACUCGCCAGGGUUACCAUCUCCGAGGAUUAAGCAAACAUUCCCACUUAUAAGACCUCCAGGUUCACCUAAUGCUGUUCAAGCACCCGGAACUGUCCACAAUAAAAUUUUAGUAGCACAAUAUAGCUUAAAGAAUUAUACGACUACAAAUAAUGUAUGCAUUUCUCCAGUGAAACCGCAGUCAAAAAGCCAACCUAAUUCACCUCCAAAACCAGAACCAGAAGUAAACAUUAUUAAUACAGAAAUUCCACCUAUAGUAAACAAGCCUCCUCCCAUAGAAAUAUUUGAAGAAAUCGAUCCAAUACCUCCUAUAAAAGAAGAAGAAGAAUCACCUAGCGAAGUAACGAAGGGAUUGCUUGCCGAGAUCAAUAAAGACAUAGAAGAAAUUCAUAAAUUAACUGCGGAAACUGAUGAUUUGAAACCCCGUGUAUUACAAGAUGUUAAACCAUAUCCAAAGAUAACAUUGCAAACAGUUGCGGAGCUACCAGAGAUACCUCAAUUUAAACCCAAAGCACCAAGUAAGUCACCUACAAAAGAUACGUUAGAUUCAAGAUCUGCAGAUAAAAAAAGAAAAGAAAGAAUACGACAAAUAAAAGAAAUGUUGAAUAAAGGCAUUCCACCAGUAAGCAUUAGUCGCAGACAACAGUUCCCUAUAGUGCGAAGUACCAGCAAAACUGAGCCUAUAACUAAAAACCAUCCAAAACUUAUGUCUUUAGAAUUAUUUAACCCAGCUAUAGAUGAUAUGGAUAGUGACUCAAGUGGUGUAUCCUCACCAGAUUCUGUAGACAGCGUCAUAAGUGUUGUUCCUGAUGAGCUUCGUAAAAUAGCUUUGGAAAAAGAUCUACCAAAUCCACCAAUCGUGGAAGUUCAAAACACAGACAAUUCACAUACCAACGACAAACAAGCACCCACUAUAAAUACUCCUCAAAAAUUAAUCGAGGCAGUUGCUGAGGUAGCGCAUUCCUUGGACGAGACGUGUGAAACUGUAAUUCAAUCAAGCCCAAGGUCUAAAAGGCGACAUUUCGAUAAAUUAGAAAGUGCUGAAGCUAUCGCAAUUGUACAAGGUGCUUCCAGUAGCAGUAGUAGUAGCAACUGGAGUUUGAAUAAGUUAUCACCAGGUGAUUUAAGAAUAUUGGAAGACAGAUCGAGAUCUCAGUCUCAUACAAGUUCCAGUGGAAGUUCCUCUAGUUUAGAGCGUCUCUCACCAGGAAGGCGAUCAAAAGAUCGCUCUCCUAAACUGGGUAGCACGAGUAAUUCCACUUGGAGUUUAAAUAGAUUAUCUCCCAACAGACCCGAAGGGCGAUCUUUGGAUGAAAAUUUAAGCAAAAGUCAUAGAAGCCCAACAAGACAUCCAUAUGAUUCACUAUCAAUAUCAAGCACAGAUUCUGAAAAAUCUAUAUCAAAAUCGGAAAGCUUUAAUAGGAUACAAAAUGAACCAUUAGUGACGUGUAAGUCAGAUAUGAUGUCCAAAGAAGAAGAAUGGAUUUCAGAUCAACAAGAACGCAGUCAACACUUGACGGAAUUUGCUGAAAAGCUGAGUGAAAAAUUGUUGCAAGAAAUAGAUCAAUAUUCCAAACGCAUCAACGAAGAGGACUUUGAUCUUCCUAGUAGUAGUAGUAGCGAAAAGAGUAUAUCUCUUAGAUUAAAACGCGAAGAAGAAGAUAGGCAUACCCAGAAAAUAUUAGAUGAACUUUCGAAUAGUUUACAACAUCUUGAAGAUCCGUACAACAAACUAAAUUUAGAAUCUCACUUAACCGGUAAAUUAACAGGUGAUAAGGUAAAAUACAUCACGUCAAUUCAGGAUACCCAAGAAUCUGAUAUAAAUAAACUGUUUCCAAAAUGUAGCACGAAGACAAAAAGCAAAAAGAGAUCAAAAGAUGUUGAUCCAAUCAUAAACAAAUACAGAGAACUCAAAAAAACAAUGAAGGUAACCAGUGAUGAAGAUAUUUAUCUCAAUAAUUGUGCCAAUAUUCAAUACAACGUGAAACCCCUUACAGAUGAAAAAUUACCCGAUAUUGACAUGAAAAAUCCUGACGACGAUAGCGCUAUUUCAUCGAGCAAUGGAAAUCCUGAAAUCACGAUUGAAUCUGGUACUUAUGAUACAAGUCAAUCACUCGAAACUGGAUACUCUCUAGAAUCAGAAAUCAGUGUUGACUCGCUGUGCACAAGCACUGAUAAACGAUCUUCAUUAAAAGUUGGACAAUCAACUGACUCGAGUGAUUUAGAUAAGAUGGAAAUAAGUCCAGAAUCAGUGACCUCGCGAUCGAGUACUAGUACUGCGCCACUGAAAUCAGGAUUUUCUAUAGAAUCCAGUGACACUUCAGCAGGCAGUGAUUGGAGUCGCCGCGAUAAAACCGGUAGUACGGCAUCACUUGGCUGCGUAAGUCUUGCUUCUUUGCCAUCGUGUAGCGAGUGUUCGAAAGAGAGGAAGCUUCUGGAUACUCGCUCGUCUUCUGAAGAUACGGCAACUGUUCCUGCAGCAACAGCACGUGCGCUUCCUCAUGCACCUCUGUUGCCGUCAUUAAGCGACGGUUCCGACAGCUUGCCAUCCGAAGGAGGCGCUGUCACAUACCACAGAUAUUACCACGUCUUCAAGAAAGGUGAACUGGACCAGUUGAUAGAGAAAUACGUGGAGAGUCUCCACGUAGUUUCUUCAUAUUACGACCAAGCCAGCUGGUGUGUUAUAGCCGAAAAAGUUCAAGUGUGGACUAUUUAA
Pararge aegeria (speckled wood butterfly) is the source of this 4784-nucleotide messenger RNA. RefSeq names its product protein piccolo (gene fid). The record is from RefSeq and is a predicted model, not a curated record. The coding region runs from base 360 to 4784 and encodes 1474 amino acids. Gene Ontology annotation, cellular component: nucleus; cytoplasm. The transcript has 8 exons. Gene Ontology annotation, molecular function: S-adenosylmethionine-dependent methyltransferase activity; tRNA binding. Gene Ontology annotation, biological process: tRNA wobble uridine modification. NCBI's taxonomy places the organism in Eukaryota, Metazoa, Arthropoda, Insecta, Lepidoptera, Nymphalidae.